AUGGCACCCGAUCAAUACACCGCAGAUGAUGGACCACAAAAUGUGUUGGAAGCAUUUCAAGAGAACGACAAACUACGAGUAUUUAAAUUGAUUGAUGAACUGCAAGACGAAUCCGUCACGGAGGGCGACUACGAACAUGCCUACGAAGAGUAUUCGGAAAUAUUCUCCAAAUAUCAGGAGCAACCACACUUGUUGGAUCGAAGCCUCGAAGAAAUAGUCAACAAAAUCAUUCCAUAUCUGCAAGAUGCUGAUGUAGGAAUCGUCAUAAAACAUCGUGCAUCGAAGUAUUUGUAUCAGAUUUCCAAGGUGCGAACGUAUAAAGCAUUUGUAAAGAACUUACCGCACGAGGUGCGCCAUUUACCGUUCGUAUUGAACCUCGUAGAGCAACAAAAUUUGGACGAUUGGAAAAAUUGGGAAACCCGUUACAUUGGCCUGCUAUGGUUAUCUCUGCUGGUAUUGAAUCCGUUCGAUUUAAGCCGGUUAGACACGUCUAAUCCAGACUGUCCGUCGACAAUGAACCGUAUCAACGAGGUUUGCAAAGUAAAUUGCCUAAAAAAUGACAGCUGUACUCCGGUAGCGGCCUUUUUGGUGGCACGAUUUGUCAUACGAAACGAUGUGAAAACGGUGUACCUAGAACAGUUUUUCGAAUGGGCAAUGACCGCUAACGACCAAUAUGUAGUGGAUACAAAAAUCGGUCCACUUACUGCGAUUGCUUGCAUUCUCAAACACGGCAAGCGAGAAGAUCUACAGCCGCUCGUGAGCCAGCUCGCCGAUUGGGUGUUGCAUUUGGAUUACGAUACAAUAUCCAAAGAUUUCACAAUCUACAAGGGAUGCAUUAAAAUUUGCCAACGCAUCGGGCUAGUGAUGUUACCUCCCAAAAUUGCAAAGUGGCGAUAUCAGCGAGGAGCGCGCUCGUUACUAGCCAACGUUCAAAAGACAGUUACUCUUAGCUCGUUGAAGGAAGCGCAACAAUCUGAGUCCCUCUCGGAAUGCACCGAGGAAGAAGACGAUGUUGAAGACGAGGAAGUGCCAGCAGAUAUUGAGGAAAUCAUCGAACGACUUUUACUGGGGUUGAAAGGAAACUCAACCAUUGUCCGUUGGUCGUCAGCGAAGGGUAUCGGAAGAAUAACGAACCGUUUACCGAAACUGUUGGGCGAUGAAGUGGUAUCAUCGGUUAUUGAGCUUCUCAACCCCCUAGAGCCGGAUGAUGCUUGGCAUGGUGCAUGUUUAGCAUUGGCCGAGCUAGCCAAACGUGGAUUAUUGCUACCGUCGCGCUUGUCUGAAAUUAUUCCCUUGCUAUUGCAAGCUUUGGUGUACGAUGAAAUACAAGGAUAUCGCAACGUGGGGCAAAAUAUUCGCGAUGCUGCAUGCUACAUGUGUUGGGCAUUUGCCCGAGCCUACCAUCCAACAGUACUGCAACCGUUUAUUGAACACAUCGCUUCGGCUCUUCUUGUGACAGCCGUAUUUGAUCGAGAAAUUAAUUGUAGACGAGCCGCCUCAGCUGCAUUCCAGGAGGCGGUUGGACGGCUAGGAAAUUUUCCACAUGGAAUAGAUAUUCUUACAACGGCCGAUUUUUUCUCUGUUGCUGUGCGAAGUAAUGCUUUUCUGCACAUAAGCGAAAGCAUAGCUAAGUUUGACGAAUAUAAGUGUACUUUAAUAGACCAUCUAGUUUCCCGCAAAAUCAAUCACUGGGACACGAAUAUAAGGGAGCUAUCUGCUCAGGCGCUGAGCAAUCUUACCAAACAUGCCCCCUGUUAUAUGCGUGACUCGAUCGUUCCGCAAUUGUUUCAGUUGGCAGAAUCAACGGAACUCAACACACGCCAUGGUGCCGUGCUAGCUUUGGGAGAAAUAAUUAAUGCCUUAAAAAAGCUUGAUGAAGAUGAUAAGUCCUUCUUGAAUGAUAAUAUCAGCAGUCUGGCAGGCCAAUUGAUUGGCAAAUAUCGACAACGCGGCCAAUUCAAAGGAAUGAGCGGGACGUAUAUGAAACAUGGUUGCGCCAGCUUUAUUCGAAACUGCAGCGAUGCAUUAUUACCGAUUUCCCAACGGGACGAUAUAGAAUCCUGGCAAAUUUUGCUUGACGAAAGUAUCGUCGAUGAAAAAUCAACUACCAGAGAGCAAGCGACACUCGCGUUUUCAAAGUUUUGUGACGCAUACUAUAAAACCGAAUCAAUAGACUAUUUAAGCAGUUUGAUCGACAACUACAUACGAGAAAUGCGCGAUACGCAGAUUGAACAUAAAGCGCAGGGAAUUGUGUCCUCGCUCGGUGCUUUGCCAUUGUUCAUGCUGGAGCUACGUUUACGCGAAAUCGUCAAUGUGAUCGAUGAGAAAACGAUCGUACCAGAAAUGUUUGCAAUAGGAUACAACCACUCGGAACUGCGGCGGGAUUGUAUCCGUGCGCUGAUGAGCAUCGUAGAAACGGUUGGUUUUGCACAUUCGUCUAAAUUUAGUGAGAUACUUUGCGGACCUGUCUUUAAAUGCUACCUUCGCGCUUUGGAGGAAUACGCGCUUGACAACCGUGGAGAUAUCGGGUCAUGGGUGCGCGAGGCUGGCAUUAAUGCGCUUUACGCUUUUCUUACAAAAUGUCCGAGCUCGUUAAUUACACCUCAACAUGUCCAACAAGCACUGGUAGCCAUUUCAAAGCAGUCCGUCGAACGCAUUGAUAAAAUACGGGCUGUUGCAGGGAAAGCAUUUACCGCGCUUAUCUAUCACGAACCGCAGAUUCCACACGUGGACCACAGAGAGCAAUUGCACAACAUAUUUCCUCGUGAUACUUCCGACAUUUUGUGGCUUUUUCCACAUCACACAUUCCCAAUGUUCAUUGAACUCCUUGGCGUGCAAACGUAUACGGAAGCCGUAUCAGCUGGGCUGAUAAUGAGCGUAGGUGCUCCAACUGAAUCACUUCAUACUUGUGCGUCCAAAUUGCUAAACGAUUAUCUGAAAACUCACCAGACAUUCAUCGAUGGUUUUGGUGCAGUAGUGCUGAAGAUACUGCAAGAAAAAACGACCAAGGAUCCACUGUUCAGUUCGUCCACGUGCCAAUUCCUCUCUAAAUUGCUAAACUCUUCCGUUAACGCUAAAAUAUUGUUGCGUUCUGAGGGCGGAUCUGUAGAUUUUGCUGAACCCAUUUUUAACCUGGUCAAUGCUCUGAUAACACAAACUAAAAAACACAUCGAAUCAAUACCCGUCUAUUGUGCGUUAAUGUUAGCUCCCAAAAUAUGCAAACGGGUGCUUAGUAAGCUCGUGGUGUAUCUUGGUAUGUUAUGCGUAAACAUUCGUCGUGAAACUGCCCUAAGAAUGUACGAAACAUUGCUCGUGUACGGAGAUCAAACAUCUAUCCCAGAAGAAAAUCUAGACGAGGUGCUCGUCUGUUUAAGUGAGGAAAAAUGGGAUGGUGAACUGGAAGAGGCACGGCAAAUUCGCAACAAAUUAUGCACACUAAUGAAUAUCAAACCUCCAAUUACGAAGAUGAAACAAUAA
Molecule: messenger RNA, 3477 nt
Organism: Anopheles nili
Lineage: Eukaryota; Metazoa; Arthropoda; Insecta; Diptera; Culicidae
Gene: TBCD
Product: tubulin-specific chaperone D
Exons: 3
Coding region: 1-3477 (1158 amino acids)
Biological process (GO): microtubule cytoskeleton organization; bicellular tight junction assembly; adherens junction assembly
Cellular component (GO): lateral plasma membrane
Molecular function (GO): beta-tubulin binding; GTPase activator activity
Source: RefSeq, a predicted model, not a curated record